AUGAGCGCCAACAACCACUUCGGCGCCACGGGCACCACCCUGAGCGUCCUGCAGCUGGCCUUCAUCGUCGCUCCGUCCUUCAUCCUCUUUGGAUACAACCAGGCUGGUGUCGGUGGUCUCCUGACCGAGUCCGAUUGGGUCAAAACCUUCCCCCAGAUCGACACUGUGAACACCACGGGCGCAGAAAAGAGUAAAAACAGCACUAUCCAGGGCGUCGUGGUGGCAGUUUUUGUCAUCGGAGCUCUCUUUGGAUCUCUGUCGUGCUCCUACACCGGAAACGCCCUUGGCCGCCGCAAUGUUAUCUUCAUAGCCGGAGUCUUUACCUUGAUUGGUUCCAUCCUGGAGGCUUCCUCGUUCGGACUUGCUCAGUUCAUCGUCGGACGCAUCAUCCUGGGCGCUGGAGUCGGCCAGCUGAGCUCCAUUGUGCCCGUGUGGCAAGCCGAGACUUCCGGUGCUACCAACCGAGGGCGCCAUGUCGUUCUCACUGGCCUCUUCAUUUGCCUGGGCUAUGUCCUCGAGUCCUGGAUCGAUCUCGGCUUCUUCGAAUUCCACACCGGACCAGUCACGUGGCGACCCCCGUUGGCUAUCUCGAUCGUCUUCUCACUCAUAUUGAUGGGCUCAAUCUACUUCUUUCCCGAGUCGCCCCGAUGGCUGGUGCUCAAGAACCGCAGCGACCAAGCCCGCUCGGUGAUUGCGGCCUUGCGAGGGCUCCCCGAGGAUUCGGUCGAAGUGCAGGCAGAAGUGACUGGAAUCGAGUUUUCUCUUGAGGAGACUGCAGGGACUGCCGUCAAGCUCACCGACAUGCUCAAGAUGGGAGAAGACAAGCUGCUGUACCGAUUCCUUCUCUGCAUCAUGCUGCAGUUCUACCAGCAGAUGUCUGGGAGCAACCUCGUCAGCGUCUAUGCACCCAUUCUGUUCCAGCAGAACCUCGGUCUCAGCGGAGAACUCUCGAGAGUCUUGUCCGGAGGAGCGCUCACCUGGAAAUUCCUGUCCUCCUUCAUUGCCUUCUUCACCAUCGACAGGUUCGGUCGCCGCGCAGUGUUCAUCGUGUCCGGUGUUGGCAUGUCUUGCUGCAUGAUUGCUCUAGCAAUCACCACCUCCUUCCCCAAGGACAACAAGUCUGCUCAGAUCGCCGCCGGGUGCUUCAUAUACCUCUAUAACACCUUUGUGCCGAUUGGUUUCCUGGGAGCCAACUUCCUCUACUGCACAGAAGUUGCGCCGAUCCGUCUUCGAAUGGCCAUGUCAUCCAUCUCCACAGCCAACCAUUGGCUCUGGAACUUUGUCGUUGCAAUGGUUACACCUGUGGCCAUCAACACGAUCGGCUGGCAAUAUUACAUCGUAUUCGCUGUCAUCUCGGCAUGCAUCCCACUCUCUGUCCUCUUCCUCUUCCCUGAGACCAAAGGGCGCUCCUUGGAGGAUAUCGACAUGAUGUUCAAGGAUUCGCCAUCCGCCUGGGCAACAGUCAAGUACGCCAAGACCCGACCCGUCGCUCUUCCCCAAGAAUUUGCGGCCAAAUCAGACACAAAGUCGGCCCAUCUCGAAGAAGCCUGA
Molecule: messenger RNA, 1551 nt
Organism: Neoarthrinium moseri
Lineage: Eukaryota; Fungi; Ascomycota; Sordariomycetes; Amphisphaeriales; Apiosporaceae
Exons: 2
Coding region: 1-1551 (516 amino acids)
Biological process (GO): carbohydrate transport; transmembrane transport
Cellular component (GO): membrane
Molecular function (GO): carbohydrate:proton symporter activity
Source: RefSeq, a predicted model, not a curated record